Messenger RNA from Echinococcus granulosus, 1650 nucleotides. RefSeq lists its product as hypothetical. The coding region runs from base 1 to 1650 and encodes 549 amino acids. NCBI's taxonomy places the organism in Eukaryota, Metazoa, Platyhelminthes, Cestoda, Cyclophyllidea, Taeniidae. The transcript is spliced from 2 exons. The record is from RefSeq and is a predicted model, not a curated record.
AUGCUGAAUCCACAUCGAGUCAAACAACUGCCCACGUCUGUGGCAAAACCGAAUACUCGCUUUCUGAACAACACCGCUACGCGUCCAGUUGCAAAUGGCGGUGCAGUUUCUUUCGAAGCCAGUCUUCGCAAUCCUACUCUUUCAUUGUCAGACAAAAGACGAGGCUGGAAUUCCAGUAAUCGUAUUUCACAUCAAGAUUACGAGUGCCCUCUGCCAUUGCCACAAAAACCAGUCAAAGGAGGUAUGACAGAUUUAAAUGAGCGCGUUUCCAAGGCUCCUUCCAAACGAAAACCGACUUAUAUAUCACGUUCAAACGUAGAAGUGUCAGCUCAGUGCCUUCCGACCAAUGGUAUUACCGUGCAAACGAUGCAUGCACUGAAGGGUCUCGUGGACAACUUCGUUGAAAACCUCAUCAAAGGAACGGGCCAAUUCGACGCUGAGAGUCUCGAAGGCCUCAAUAAAGUGUUCGCAAAAAUCACCAAAGAUCAAGUAAACAAAUUCAAAGUGUCUACGCUUAAUCAGAGACAGAGUGAUCACGAUCCGCAUUCUCAGAUGAACUUGCCAGCUGAUACGUUAUAUCAGAGCUUAUUGUGGUGUCUUAUAUUCCAAGCCAGUAUAGACCUGUUGUCAAAAGAAACGACAAACUGUAGUGUCUCCGGUCUCCUACAACGUGCCUGGGGUUAUACAAAAAAUCUGAAGGAAUUUUUCAGACCCUUUAUUAAGACAUCAGCCAAUGGGUCUAACGACAAAGUGGCAGUUGAGCUGAAUCAAAAUCAGUCAAAUGUGAGGGACUGUGAGGUGGAAAUCGAGGCGACUCUCAGGCCUCGUGAACCAGAAGUCGUGUUAACUGACGAAAGCUUGGCCAUAUUAUCUCCAGUCCUCCUUAGGCAUAGAAAGCCCCACUGCUGUCGGAAAAAACACCAUGGCACACAUAAUAGAAGUGGUCACAAAUCCUCCAGGCACCACGACUGUCAUCGUUAUAGAGACGCUAAUGUUGGGCCCUCUAGCACACCGGACUUUUCCCUCGAAUCCAUUUGUCCAGAUCCUAACAAAGUUUCGGUAAAGGUGCAAACACUUCCUGAAAAUGAUCCACUAACUCACCUUUCUCUACAAAUUCAACAGUCCAACCUGGAAGAUCAGUACAAAUCAACGAGGAUUCAACUAGCCAACGAAGCUAGCAAGUACCUUUCAGUAUUUCGAAAGUGCCAGAAUUUGCAGAAACAAAUGAACAUCUAUUCUAGAACCAAUGACUGCUUAUUCAAAACUAUUCAAAGGACUCCAUUUUCCCUAUAUUCCGAUCCCAUUUCGAGGCCAUUCGGUGAUGAAGGAAUUCAGCGAUUUGAAAGAAUUGCCAAUUAUCCAAUGAUUGAGAGGUACCUUGUAUUACCCGUUGAAGUAUCCGAAUUGUUGGUCCCAGCAGAGCGUUGGGUUCCAAAGUUGUCUGUAGAUGAGCUGUCUUCUGAGUUCUUUACAAUGCGUUCAGAGCCUGUCUGUGCAAUUGCCCUGAGGACGCCACUCAUCUCCCUCGCCGACAUUCAGUGGUACGCGGAGCAGGCCAAGCGGUCCAAUUCGGCACGGAUGGAUAGCCGAUUUAGGCAGGUGAGAGCCUUACCCUUUAAGCGUCGUAAUGCGCACAGAGCACCCAAGUAG